AGUUUUUGAAAGGACCUACCCGCACGCCAGCACCAUGUUCGAAGCCACCCUCAACAAGGCGAGCACGCUCAAGAAGCUGAUCGACGCGAUCAAGGACCUCGUGACCGACGGGAACAUCGAGGUGAGCGAGACGGGCAUGAACCUGCAGGCGAUGGACUCGAGCCACGUGUCGCUCGUGUCGCUCGUGCUCCACACGGACAUGUUCGAGCACUUCCGCUGCGACCGCGCCGUGACGCUGGGCAUCAACCUGCCCAACUUCGCGAAGAUCCUCAAGUGCAGCGGCAACGACGACAGCGUGACGCUCAAGGCGCAGGACGACGGCGAGAACCUGUCCAUCGUCUUCGAGUCCGAGGGCCAGGAGCGCGUCUCCGAGUUCGAGCUCAAGCUCAUGGACAUCGACGCCGAGUCCCUGGGCAUCCCGGACCAGGAGUACAACACGACGAUCAAGAUGUCGUCGUCCGAGUUCCAGCGCAUCGUCCGCGACAUGACGGUCCUCGGCGACACGUGCUCCAUCGGCUGCACGAAGGAGGGCGUCAAGUUCUCCGUCCACGGCGACCUCGGCGCGGGCCACAUCACGCUCCGGUCCAACGCGUCCGUCGACAAGGAGGACGAGGCCGUCGAGAUCCAGAUGGAGGAGCCCGUCGAGCUCAACUUCGCGCUCCGCUACCUCGGCUUCUUCACGCGCGCCACGCCCCUCUGCGGCCGCGUCAACAUCUCCAUGUCGCCCGACGUGCCCAUCGUCAUCGCCUACCACAUCGGCGACAAGGACGCCGAGGGCGCCGGCUCGCUCUCCUACUACCUCGCGCCCAAGAUCGACGAGGAGUAGGCGGCGCCGCGGAAAAGAAGAAAAAAGGCCCGAGAGGCCGGACUCCGGCGCCGCGCGGGCCCCAAGUUAACGCACGACCGAAAACGGGGCGUAGUACGACCGGUGAGUGCGCGCGCGCAUGCGUGCGGCCGCGCA
Molecule: messenger RNA, 961 nt
Organism: Aureococcus anophagefferens
Lineage: Eukaryota; Pelagophyceae; Pelagomonadales; Pelagomonadaceae
Exons: 2
Coding region: 35-826 (263 amino acids)
Biological process (GO): mismatch repair; translesion synthesis; leading strand elongation
Cellular component (GO): PCNA complex
Molecular function (GO): DNA polymerase processivity factor activity; DNA binding
Source: RefSeq, a predicted model, not a curated record